AUGUCGAAUUUUCAACGUACAAGAAGCAAGGUCUGGUGGGGUGACUCACCGCCAAAUAUCGGCAGCCCAGUGGCACAACCCGAGUGGAACCAAAACAAUCAGAGAGUGGAGCCAGAGUGGGAGCCCCAGCUUCCUCAUUGGAUCAAUCAACCCGAACAAAGAAACAAUAGCGCGGAUAACUUGGCACAAGCCAAUUUGCCGAAUCAAUGGCCUCUUCGUCACGGCAGUCCAGGCAGUCACAAGAGCCAGGAUUCUGGCUUUUCAGAUUCUGAUAGCUCUCCACCAAUAUCCCAAUACUAUUCGCCAUCAGAUGAAAGUGAAAAAAAUAAAUCAAAUAACAGCAGCGAUUCAAAUAAUAAUGAAAAUGUUACUAUCAAACAGGCAGCUGAUUAUCAAAACUCACAGCACAAUAGUAAAGAUGAAGUUGAUUAUUCCAACGUUAACAUUAAUACUCCGACACCAAAACCUCGUCUCCGAAGCAGCAGCGUCAUACAGACUCCAUAUGACCUUCAAGAGUAUUUCGAAGUACAUAACGACCAAGAACACAUGGAGUUAUUAAAGGAUAAGAAAUUCGAUGAAAUUAAUAAAAAUUUAAAUGACGAUAAGCAGCGUAAAGAUAAACUCAACAAAUCUUUUGACACGGCUUUAAAUUCUAAUUUAAAACGAAACGCACAUGCUAACUCUAGCAAAAGUAUGUCUCAGAAUAAUAAAGAAAAUACUCCAAAUUCAAGUGCAAUAGAAAACGAUGCCAAAGAUAAAAAUAUUAAUAUUUUAAGUCCAUCUAAAAAAUAUCCAGCCAAUAAGACGGCUGGUGACAGUGAUUGUAACCAGACGAUUGUAAAAGUUGCUACUGUUAAAGACUUGGAUACAAAUAAAAACAAAUGUGAUGAUAGUGUAGAAUAUAUUCGAUUAUCACAUAAUAAUGAGAUUGCAGUAAACAAUCAGCCGAGGGUACGUACACCAAUAACGAACGUAUCCUAUGUUCCCACGGAAAAAAUACCAUCUUGCAAGCCGGAAUACAGACGCAGUAUGUCAAAUGAAGAGAAUAUUGCUAUCACGACUACUCCUAAGUUUCAAAGAAACAGACUUAACCAGUCGCUUAAUUUGGAAGGCCAGAAAUUAGACCGACAAAUAUUACAAAUACAAGAAGGCUAUCACUCUUUAGGAUACAUAGAUGAAGAGGAAUUACCGAAUCAAACUGUAUAUCCAAAGGAACAAGUUCAUAAGCCAACCAAAGCUUUGCUAGGAAAGAAUAUUAUGGAUAGUCUUCAUUUGAAACCAUCAAAAAAGGUCGGCCCUAAAGCUAAACAUCGAUCAGCUGGAAAAGAUAAAACAAAAGAACCAUUUAAGCUGUUUUCUAAUAGGAAAGAAAAGCCAGGCGUAGUUGAUAAACUUGCAGGUGGAGUGCUAGACGGUAGCAGGGUACCUUCUCUAGGUCUGCCGAGAACAUCAGAACAAAACUCUUGGGUAGUUGUUGGACAUCCGCAGAAAGAAAUGCUCAUACCACACUACAACGAGAGACUCGUACAGACGAAUAGCGACAUGAAUCUAAAAAGUAAGGAUGUCCAAAAUGGUAACAUGGAUAAAAACAGAUUAACACCACCGCCACAGUUCCAAGACAAACAAAAAAUACCGUACGAAAGCAAUUCAAAAACCGAUAAAGUUUUAACACACGAUUCAAAACGUGAGAAAUUAAAAGAUGACUACACAAGCUUUAUGGAUGUACAGUUAGACCUAGGUUGCACGUCUACACCGAAAAUGCUAGCUCCCCACGAAUUUAUGAAUGACGUACUAAAUAGUAACAAAAAGCCGCGCAGAGUAAAUUUAUUACAGAACUUUAAUAGUGGGUUGGUGUUAAACAAUCGAGAUGAGAUAUUGUACAGAGAAAGGAGUAUAGAUCAGACGAAUUUAGAGCGUCUGUGUGACAGAAAACCUGAGCCUGUGCAAUACUGGCUGUGCGAUUUAGUGGGCUCUUGUGAGAACGAAUGCAUGACAACACUGCAGAGCAAGCCUUUGGGAGCGGAAAUGAAAGCUAUGGUUUCAUCCAACUCAGCAACUAUAACUGGAAAUAUAAAGAAAGUGCAAACACACGGACAAAUUAUCGUCCAUCAAUACAGUGAUGUUUUACGACAAAUGGAGUCGAAAAACACAAGUGAAGAACAAAUAUGCUUAUUAGUGGCGAAUAUAAACGAAUUUGUGCUAGCACACAGCAUCACCUUGAACACAAAACCUCCCGGAGAGACGCCGGAGAGAUGGGACAAAAUCAAAAUGUCCCUACAAAUGUACCUCCAGAAGUUAAUAGAUAUCGGAGAAGAUGUUAAAGUUGAACUAAAUGAGAGCAGACCCGAGUGGAGUUUGGUACAAAAACAUUUGGACACAUUAAUUGAUAUAUUUUUGGAAACCACUAAAGCUGUACUCGUCCAACAAAUGAAGACGCUCGUGUCAAUUAUCGAAGAACCACCAUCAGAUAUGAUAUUAAAAAGCACGCUCACAUCCAUCGGUCAUUUGGCAAUGUUGACGGAAAACACUGAGAGUUCACUACACGCAAAAUGUACGAAAAUCAUGAAAAGCAUCACGGAAUUGCCUUUCGUCGACUGCGGAGUACCGAGGGCGUUGUUAACAGCUAUUAUUGAAAGCAAGAAAAGUUCUAUAAAGGCGCUCUCAUUACGCGCGCUUGCAACUGUCUGUGUGACAGGUGACGCUGUCAAACAAUUCGAAGAGGGAGGUGGUAUAGAAAUAUUAUCGGAUAUACUAUCGGAUAGUUCCAAUCCCGAACCUCAAAUGCGUGAAGCUAUCACCGUCCUCACUCAGAUAACAGCGCCCUGGCUGAGGGGACACUAUGAUAUAACACAACUACAUGUAUACCUCGACAAUAUAAUAAAGCAUAUUACUGAUAUUCUCUGUCGGACUGAAUGCUGUCAGCUUCUACUUCUCUGUACGGCGUGUCUCGUGAACCUCGUGAGGGAGUUAGAACUUGAGAAGAAAGAAGACGCAGAUUCUGAUAUUAUAGAAGUGAUCAAUAAAUAUCACACGGUUGAGAAAUUAUUAGACGCUGUCAAACGACGUGGACCAAACAUAUCUGUAUUCCUACAGGAACAAACGGCGUCCCUCUUGGCGUCUUUGUCACGUGUGUCACGAUGUAUUCUACCAUUGUCACGCUCCCCGGUCGCCAGUGUGGCGCUAGUGUGUUUCGCGCGCAGCGGGCCGCUAGCGACGCGCGCUGCUGAAUUACGCGCAACUCAUCGUUUACAUUGUCAUACUGCUGAAGCUAUAUCUAGGUUAGCAGUAAUUCCAGACGUAGCACAUCAGAUAGUUCAACUUGAAGGCAUUCCUCAUCUUAUCCGGUUGGUUAGGAUGCAGAGAACUCGGCCUCAUGUAGAUGAAAACCCGGAUCAGACGCUCAUACACACGUUGAAAGCACUACGAACUAUAUACAAACAUUAUCCAGAAGCUUUUAAUGAUGAAAAGGAUGUCAAAGAAAUGAUUAAACCGCACUUAAUGGAAUCUCUCAUGUUAUUUUCAGCUAAACAAGAAAGUUAUGUUUAA
Danaus chrysippus (African queen) is the source of this 3546-nucleotide messenger RNA. NCBI's taxonomy places the organism in Eukaryota, Metazoa, Arthropoda, Insecta, Lepidoptera, Nymphalidae. The record is from the annotation of a GenBank genome assembly.